UUUUUCAUAGUAGCCUCGCGAUUGUUGUUGUACUGUUUUAGGUUAGGAUUUCGUGUUGUUUACUUCUUUCAGUCUAACUGUGAUUCCAGGACAUUUCCAAGCUUUGGCUGGUGUCUAGUCAUUUAAAAUAUGAGCAUUACUCCGACUCCGUCUGACAUUGAUGAAGACUUCGAUAUUUACGCUGAUUUAGCGGAUCCAAAUGUGAAUGAAAACCUCUCGGAAGAUAAAAAUGAUGUUGUGAAGUCUCUCAAAGAACAAGUUUCAUCACUACAAUCUGAAAAUGAAACUUUGCGCAAUAGUAAUAAAACCCUGUUGGCCAGUAAUAAAAAUUUAAGUGCCAACAUUUCGAUUCUCUAUAAGACUGCAACAGAAGAAAUCAAGCGUAAAGACAAGGCCAUAGAGGAUUUAACAAGAGAGUUAGAUAGCUACUUCUUUCGACGUAAUGGCAGAAAACCACCGGACCGUGGGUUAAAGAAUGUCAACCCCUCAAUCAUUGAAACAUUGACGGAAAACUCCAGACACCAGCUAGAUGGUGCCCCAACUAUCCAUUCUUCACUUACCAGUUCUGAAAGAAAAUCAAAACCAGACAAUACAACUUUCACAGAAUCUUCCUCAAGUUCUAGGGAGAUCACCAUAAAUUCAGGAAAAACAGAAAAUGCUCUGCCAGAAGCGAAAGCUGAGAAAAUUAUCAAAGAAGUCCCCAAGAAGAGGAAAGUCAUUGAAUAUAAAGAUGUUGAGGAGAAAAGACCUGUUGAUGAUGGAACUAGUGACAGGAAAGUGAUUCCGCCAAAAUUGAGUGUGUGGGAUAGGCUAGGGUAUCAGGGAAAUAACCCUUUAUCAUCUAACGAGACAUCAACCAGUGUAUCUCUCAAUGUGAAUGAAAUAAUGGAGACAAAGAUAAAAAGAAGUAUUCCUAAACUGAGUGAGAAGAAAGAAGACAGUCAACAGACUCCUUGUGCAGACACUUCCAAAUUAUCAAAUACAAACCUAUUGAUAGGAGAAACACUUUCCAAACAAGUGGAACCCCUGAAAUCUAGUGAAGUAGAAGCACCUGCAUUGUGUCUCCUGAAAGCAGCACAAAGCUCAGUUGUAAAAGGUACUGAAUCACUACAGGGUCCUAGGAAGAAAGAAGAUCCUGCAUGUGAACUUUCUCAGCCUUCGUUGGUCUCAAAUGAAGACAGGAUACUCCCAAAAAGUUUUGUGCCUUUCCAGCCCCCCUUACCUCUUGGGGAUCCCUUACCACCACCUCCUCUACCUUCAAGCACCCCCCCGCCUACUCCAGUUAAAAGCAUCCAGCAUGAAGAAAACAAAAUUACUAGUGAAAUCCCCGAUCUCAAAGACACUGUAUCAACAGGUUUAAUCUCAUUGCAAGAUGAUUUAUGUGUUAAUAGUCGUUCUAAUGUAGACAUUACAUCUGAUGAUCAUCAGGAAAGUGUAAAAAAUAAUAGACCUCGCUGGUCUGAUGAGAACCUUUACACACAGUGUCCUUUCAAACCCCGUCGACGAGCAAAGUCCGUUGUUGUUAUUGAGGAUGCUGAUGAUGGGGAUAACAAAAUCAAUUUGAAAAGCACUGAAUCAUUAAAAGUUGAAACCAGCUCAAGGCCAAAUAAAUCUUCUGACAAGUUAAAAAGGACCCCCCUAAAAAAGUCUGAUAAUCAAGAAAAUAGACUAUCUUCUGAUUUCCGUCUGUACCAGACUCAGCGCUCCGUGCAUAGUAACAGACAUUUGUCAUUGAAGUCGUAUGUUCAUUUACCUGAACGACGCAGUCCCUCUGAACUUCUCAAUGGUAGGAGUGGUAGAAUAGCAAGAAUUUCUCAUCAGGACAAGGUUCGCGCACGUUUUCGUGAUCGCCGAUCUCGGAGUUUAAGUCCCCAGAAAAAGAGACUUCGAGAAGAUGAUCAUAGAUCGAAAAUUGGUCAACGAGCUACUGGGUCAAGAGAUGGCAGCCGAAGAAUUUUAACUGAAGAUUAUGGUGCAAAAACAGACAAAAUCCAAGAUGGAAUGAAGUCAAAGUCCUUAAAGAAAAAACCUACUAUCCCAAAGGAGGAAGGGCAUAAACCCAAGGGGAAGUUUGCAGAAUUGUUUGGGGAGUCUUCUCCAGAACCAGAAGAAAAACUUUCCAAAAAAACAAAUGGAGAUCUAAAAAGUACCCUCUCAAUAUCAACUAGCACAUUGAAACCCAAUCCCCUAAAGGAAGAAGCACCCUUGCCAGCAGCCCCUCUGAAAUCAUCCACAAACAUUGGCUCCAAGAAUAACAUGCCUCCUGAGGGUGAUGUUAUUGUUAUCAAACGGCGACCGAGGUCAAGUAUCAAACUUGGUAAUAGUGAGGACGCUGCUCACAACUCACGAAUGUUUUCUGUCAAGACGUCACAGCAGGAGUCACUCAGCUGCUCGACACCACUUUCCAAAGAUGGUAAUGGUGCAUCUGAUGCAGGCAAGAAAAGUGUAAAGCCCUCAAAAGCAGAAGAACAGAGUUCGAAACAAAUUGUGAAUAUAGCUACAACACCUUUGUACUUCAGGGAACGAGGUGUCAAACGAAGUACCAGUGAUGACUGUGCCCUUGAUGAAGACUUGCUUGGUGAUUCAGAAGAAAGUGUGACAAAUGCUGAUUCAGAUGAUACCUACAACCCUAAAGUGUCUCGUGGUAAAUCCAGUAAGCGGAAACCUUCAAAAAGAAAAAGGUAAAAUGGACCUUUGUUUUUUGAACCAUUUGUUCCUUAAGCUGUGAUGUAUUUUUCUACAGAGACUUAUAGAUACUCAAUGAUACAGUAUAAGAUCUAGUCUCCAGCUAGCAGAUCUUUUUUAUAAGAAUUUCUAAGAAUUGACGACAUUUCUUUGCUGAUGUUGUUUCAUAUAAUUUUACUUCUCUUCUGUCUUUUCUGUUGGGUACAAAAGAUCCAUUUUUAUGCCUUUUUCAGUGUUUUCGAAUGCAUGUCAAUGUUGUUACAUCACAAUAAAUUUGUUGCUAGUCAGA
Molecule: messenger RNA, 2974 nt
Organism: Thrips palmi
Lineage: Eukaryota; Metazoa; Arthropoda; Insecta; Thysanoptera; Thripidae
Exons: 3
Coding region: 130-2685 (851 amino acids)
Source: RefSeq, a predicted model, not a curated record